Messenger RNA from Spea bombifrons (plains spadefoot toad), 1400 nucleotides. Its product is annotated as paired box protein Pax-6-like. Gene Ontology annotation, biological process: regulation of transcription by RNA polymerase II; anatomical structure development. Lineage: Eukaryota; Metazoa; Chordata; Amphibia; Anura; Pelobatidae. The record is from RefSeq and is a predicted model, not a curated record. Gene Ontology annotation, molecular function: RNA polymerase II cis-regulatory region sequence-specific DNA binding; DNA-binding transcription factor activity, RNA polymerase II-specific. The coding region runs from base 217 to 1056 and encodes 279 amino acids. The transcript has 8 exons.
AUAGCUUGGAGAACUUAUUUAUUCAUUACUGUUUCAGAGUGGCACAGCCAUUUGGAGCGGCUGCCAGCUGUGGGUGAGGAAGAUCCAUGUGCGUGGAGAUCUACCCAAGUCUUCCAACGAGCUCCUACAUCUGAAAAGUUUCUCAGAAGACUUUGGAACAAGAUGCGUCUUUGAUGAACCGCACGCUCACCAUUUUUGCGGACAGUGGGUUGGUCCAUGGGGGCCGAUGGCACUGAUCAUAAGAUCAGAAUGCUGAACAUACAGAAUGGAGCUUGGGGAGGCAGGCAGGACUGGUACCAGGACAAUCUAGUGAGCGGACAGCCUAAUCCAGAUAGUUGCCAGCAGCUGGACAGCAGUCUAGACUCGGAGCAUCAGGCCGGUGCGGCCAACGACGACCUUGAUGAAUCUCAGAUUCGGUUGCAGCUAAAACGCAAGCUUCAGAGGAACCGGACAUCGUUCACCCAGGAGCAGAUCGAAGCUUUAGAGAAAGAAUUUGAGAGGACACACUAUCCUGAUGUUUUUGCGAGGGAGAGAUUAGCUGCCAAGAUUGACCUUCCAGAAGCCCGAAUUCAGGUUUGGUUCUCCAAUCGACGAGCCAAAUGGAGAAGGGAAGAAAAACUCAGAAACCAGCGACGCCAAGCAAGCAGCACCUCCAGCCACCUCUCCAUCAACAGCUCAUUCUCUGGCAGCGUGUAUCAAUCCAUUCCACAGCCCAGCAGCUCAGGCUCGAUGCUGGGCAGAAGCGAAGCUGCUAUCACUAACAGCUACGGAUCCCUCCCUCCUCUUCCGAGCUUCACCAUGCCGAACAACCUCCCCAUUCAGACGGUAACCAGCCAGACCUCAUCUUACUCCUGCAUGAUACCUUCGAGCUCCUCGGUGAGCGUGCGCACUUACGAUACCUACACUCCGGUCCAACUACAGACACACAUGAGCAACCAGAAUCUUGGUUCGAGUGCCACCGGAUCCACAGGAUUAAUUUCUGCGGGAGUUUCCGUUCCUGUACAAGUUCCAGGUGGAGAACCAGAUCUCACCCAAUACUGGCCGAGGCUCCAGUGAGACAGAGGUGGCCGCGGCUCAGCAGAUAAGGAACUGAGAUACACGCUAUCCUGGACUUUGUACUAGAACCCUCACAACCAACACGCAAAAGAGACAAUAGGGAGGUCAGAAGGUAACACAAUAACCUGAAAUCUCCACUUCGCAAUUGUGUUAUAUGUGUUAUAUAAUUUAUAAAGAAAGCCUUCUGAUCCCACAAACCCUCACAAUCCACCAACAUUAAAUACCCAGCGCACUGGGCAGCAGCCGGGUCCUACAAAAUCCUCAAGACAUGGAGAAUUUUCAUCUGUAACGACAUGGCGUUCUUGAAAAGAGCCAGGAAAAGAUAACAGCAACAGAGCGACUUC